GUGGAUUCUUCUGUGGGAUCAGAGGGCACGCCUGCUGUAAUCAGAAAACUCCAAGAAUAGCAUCAGGGAUGGAUGAACAGGCUCUUUUAGGGCUAAAUCCAAAUGCUGAUUCAGACUUCAGACAAAGGGCCCUGGCCUAUUUUGAGCAAUUAAAGAUUUCCCCAGAUGCCUGGCAAGUGUGUGCAGAAGCUCUAGCCCAGAGGACAUACAGUGAUGAUCACAUAAAGUUUUUCUGUUUUCAAGUACUAGAACAUCAAGUUAAAUACAUAUAUUCAGAACUAACUACUGUUCAACAACAACUAAUUAGGGAGACGCUCAUAUCUUGGCUUCAAGCUCAGAUGCUGAAUCCCCAACCAGAGAAGACAUUUAUACGAAAUAAAGCGGCCCAAGUCUUCGCCUUACUUUUUGUUACAGAAUAUCUCACUAGAUGGCCCAAUUUUUUUUUUUUUUACAUUCUCUCAGUAGUGGACCUAAAUCCAAGGGGAGUAGAUUUGUACCUCCGAAUCCUCAUGGCUAUUGAUUCAGAGUUGGUGGAUCGUGAUGUGGUGCAUACAUCAGAGGAGGCUCGUAGUAAUACUCUAAUAAAAGAUAUCAUGAGGGAACAGUGCAUUCCAAACUCAGUGGAAUCAUGGUACCAAAUUUUACAAAAUUAUCAGUAUACUAAUUCAGAAGUGAAAUGUCAGUGCCUUAAAGUAGUUGGGGCUUAUGUCUCUUGGAUAGACUUAUCCCUUAUAGCCAAUGAUAGGUUUAUAAAUAUGCUGCUAGGUCAUAUGUCAAUAGAAGUUCUACGGGAAGAAGCAUGUGACCGUUUAUUUGAAAUUGUAAAUAAAGGAAUGGAUCCUGUUGAUAAAAUGAAACUAGUAGAAUCUCUGUGUCAAGUAUUAGCUGCUGGAUUUUUCAGCAUUGACCAGGAAGAAGAUGUUGACUUUCUAGCCAGAUUUUCUAAGCUGGUAAAUUGAAUGGGACAGUCAUAUAGUUGGACUAAAUUAAUUAAGAAUGGGGAUAUCAAGAAUGCUCAAGAGGCAUUACAAGCUAUUGAAACAAAAGUGGUGCUGAUGCUGCAGCUACUAAUUCAUGAGGAUGAUGACAUCUCUUCUAACAUUAUUGGAUUCUGUUACGAUUAUCUUCAUAUUUUGAAACAGCUUCCAGUGCUCUCGGAUCAGCAAAAAGCUAAUGUAGAAGCAAUCAUGUUGGCCGUUAUGAAAAAAGUGACUUAUGAUAAAGAAUAUAACUUUGAAAAUGAGGGUGAAGAUGAAGCCAUGUUUGUAGAGUAUAGAAAACAACGGAAGUUACUGUUGGACAGGAUUGCUCAAGUUUCACCAGAGUUACUGCUGGCUUCUGUGCGCCGAGUUUUUAGUUCUAUGCUGCAGAAUUGGCAGACAACACAUUUUAUGGAAGUUGAAGUAGCAAUAAGAUUGCUGUAUAUGCUGGCAGAAGCUCUUCCAGUGUCUCAUGGUGCUCACUUCUCAGGUGAUGUUUCAAAAGCUAGUGCUUUGCAGGAUAUGAUGCAAACUUUGGUAACAUCAGGAGUUAGUUCCUAUCAGCAUACAUCUGUGACAUUGGAGUUGUUCGAAACUGUUGUUAGAUAUGAAAAGUUUUUUACAGUUGAACCUCAACAUAUUCCAUGUGUAUUAAUGGCUUUCUUAGAUCAUAGGGGUCUGCGGCAUUCUAGUGCAAAAGUAUGGAGCAGAACUGCUUACCUGUUUUCCAGAUUUGUCAAAUCUUUGAAUAAAAAGAUGAAUCCUUUCAUUGAGGAUAUUCUGAAUAGAAUACAAGAUUUACUAGAGCUUUCUCCACCUGAGAAUGGUUACCAGUCUUUGUUGAGCAGCGAUGAUCCUAUUUAUGAGACAGCUGGAGUGCUGAUUGUUAAUAGUGAAUAUCCAGCUGAACAGAAACAAGCCUUAAUGAGAAAUCUGUUGACCCCAUUGAUGGAGAAUUUUAAAGUUCUGUUAGAAAAAUUGAUGCUGGUACAAGAUGAAGAAAGACAAGCAUCACUAGCAGACUGUCUGAACCAUGCUGUUGGAUUUGUCAGCUGAACCAUCAAAGCUUUCAGCAACAAGCAGACUGUGAAACAGUGUGGCUAUUCCAAAGUUUUUCUGGACUGUUUACAGACAUUCUUGCCAGCUCUCAGUUGUCCCUUGCAAAAGGAUAUUCUCAGAAGUGGAGUUCAUACUUUCCUUCAUCGCAUGAUUAUUUGCUUAGAGGAAGAAGUUCUUCCAUUCAUCCCGUCUGCCUCAGAACACAUGCUCAAAGAUUGUGAAGCAAAAGACCUCCAGGAGUUCAUUCCUCUUAUCAACCAGAUUACAGCCAAAUUUAAGAUACAGGUAUCUCCAUUUUUACAGCAAAUGUUCAUGCCUCUACUUCAUGCAAUUUUUGAGGUAUUGCUCCGACCAGCAGAAGAAAAUGACCAGCCUGCUGCUUUAGAGAAGCAAAUGUUGCGAAGGAGUUACUUUGCUUUCCUGCUCACAGGCAGUGGAAUGAGCGAAGUCAUAGCAAAUCAAGGUGCAGAGAAUGUAGAACUAGUGCUGGUGACUGUUAUCCAAGGAGCAGUUGAAUAUCCAGAUCCAAUUGCACAGAAAACCUGUUUUAUCAUCCUCUCCAAGUUGGUAGAACUCUGGGGAGGUAAAGAUGGACCAGUGGGAUUUGCUGAUUUUGUUUAUAAGCACAUUGUCCCCGCAUGUUUCCUAGCACCUUUAAAACAAACCUUUGACCUGGCAGAUGCACAAACAGUGUUGGCUUUAUCUGAGUGUGCGGUGACAUUGAAAACAAUUCAUCUCAAAUGGGGCCCAGAAUGUGUUCAGUAUCUUCAACAAGAAUAUCUGCCUUCCUUGCAAGUAGCUCCAGAAAUAAUUCAGGAGUUUUGUCAAGCACUUCAACAGCCUGAUGCUAAAGUUUUUAAAAAUUACUUAAAGGUAUUCUUCCAGAGAGCAAAGCCCUAAGGACUGGAUCUCCCUGUGCCUACUUUAUGAUCAGGAAUUCCAGUUGAUUUAUAAGGAAGCAGUUUUGUGUGC
This is a messenger RNA of Enhydra lutris kenyoni (northern sea otter), 3011 nucleotides long. RefSeq names its product exportin-T-like. Gene Ontology annotation, molecular function: small GTPase binding; tRNA binding. Gene Ontology annotation, biological process: intracellular protein transport; tRNA re-export from nucleus. The record is from RefSeq and is a predicted model, not a curated record. Lineage: Eukaryota; Metazoa; Chordata; Mammalia; Carnivora; Mustelidae. Gene Ontology annotation, cellular component: nuclear matrix; nuclear pore; cytoplasm.